Molecule: messenger RNA, 6692 nt
Organism: Nezara viridula (southern green stink bug)
Lineage: Eukaryota; Metazoa; Arthropoda; Insecta; Hemiptera; Pentatomidae
Source: the annotation of a GenBank genome assembly
UGUACUUAUAUUAGCUCUACCUUUUUUCCUAUUUGGUUGGCAUGUAGGAGGUUAUAGUAAGUGUCAAAUUCUAAAAUUUGCUAUUUAAGACACAAGUUAACAAAAUGAUAAGUAGUCCGAAAAUUUCUGUGAAAGAUAGUUUUGAUGAUGAUGAAAUGAGUGACGACGUAGAAGAUGAAGUGUUUAUUCGGGAUGGAAAAAAUGGUUUUAAAUUUGAUGAUGAAAUUGGUGUCAAAAGACCUCUUAUGGCUCCCAGAAGAAAAUUCAAGUAUAAUAAUCUGCAUUCUCCAAGAUGCAAGAGACCUUUCCACAUAGGUUUACGAAUCAAGUGUAAUUAUGGAAUCACAUUUAUUGCAAUAUUUUUAGGUGUUACCUUAGCAGUGGUUAUUAUGUUCAAUUUAAUGUCCAGCCCUUUGGAUCAAUUAAAACAGUGGGCAAUCAACAGGAAAAUUGAUCAGAAUAUUGUUCCCUGUACUGAUUUUAAAAGUCAACAUAUUUGGCAAAAAUCAUUUCCCCAACUAAAAACAGAAGCCGCACUCACAACUUUUGAUGCCAAUGGUGAUAAUAUCUUAGAUAUUGUUGUCGGUUUUUCUACAGGUCACUUCACUCAUUAUUUGUUUGAUGAAAUCAUAAUCACGAAUCGCUUGAUCAGAUUAUGACAAGCAUUGAAGAAAGUGAAAUGCCGAGAAAGUGUAGUUCAUUUGAUGCUACUAAGAACUGCGGAGGUGGUGCCUUGGUUUUAGAUGGCAAGACUGGUUCUGUUUUAUGGAAAUACUGGACUAGAAAGGAUGUAUUGUUCAUCGACUGUUCCGAAAAUGUUAAUGCUGAUAAAACUAAAGAUUGCCUCAUCUCCGGCAAAGGAGGGGUUCUUGGUAUUGUUGAUGGAAAGACCGGUAUUUUGAUCUGGGAAUUCACCAAAUCAAACGGACAAUACCUUUUGGACUUGUAUUCUGCUCAGUACAUUGUGGAUCAAACUGGAGAUGGUUUUUCCGAUGUUUUGAUUUCACACACCACUGAACAGUCCAGUUAUAUCAUCAUAUUAAAUGGCAAGAAUGGUGAAGUAAUAGGGCAAGUUGGAAUGCCAGAUGGUGGCAGUGUAUUCAUAGUUCCCCGCCUCUUAAAAACAUAUAAUAACACUUACGUGUUAUUUGGUACCGGAAGCAUUGAAACAUCAGGGUCAUUAUUCAUUACCCCUCUUGAAAGUAUCUCUCAUUCCGAUCAAUCUAAAAUUAAAACCAUCUGGCAAGGGUUAUCUGGUGUGAGUUCUGGAAUUCUUAUCGCUGAUAUGAACACUGAUGGCAUAGGGGAUGUCAUCUUUACAAAUGAUGAUACUUUGACUGUAUUAGAUGGUACGAACUUUACUUCUAUCUGGAACAUUACUUUGAAGGAAUCUGGACAUUCUGAGAUAUUAAUUGGACCUACUCCUACUUAUUUCAACAAUGAUGCAUAUCCAGAUUUACUUUUCACAAACAUGGUCGGAUCAACAUUUCCUGAGUAUUACUUUUCAGAGAGUCGCAUAGCUAGUGGUGAUUCUGGUAAAUUUCUGUUAGACGAACCAAUGCUUGGCAGCGGUGAAGUAACGUCACCAGCAAUAGCAAUUAGUUUUUCUGGAAUUGGGAACGACAUGUUCCUAUUUUGGUCUUCGACCUGUAGUACCUCAAAAUCAAAUCAAAAGCAAGAAUUCACUUUUACUAAAGGAACAACAUUAUUCGAGAAAACUCAUGCCGACCUUUGCAAGUUGAGGUUUAACACUAGUCAAGAUGUUCAAUUAUUCUUAUUAAGUCAACAUAUUCAACCACCCGGUAUACUUCUGUAUUCAUCAAGAAAUGUAUGGGAUAAUAAUACAGAGAAUGCGGGAGUUGCUGCCAAACAUUUUAUCCAUGAAAGUGACCAGAGUGUAAAUUCCUUACACAAAAAUCGACAUAAAUCUCACUUUUCUUCACAGCCAGAUGAAAAGAAAAAUGCUUUUAACUUUGGCAAAUAUGUGGACGGAGGAAACAGUGGUGAUAAAUCACAAUGGAAUUUCCCUUACGAUGAUAAUAUGCCGGCAUUGCCGUCAGUAAACUUGGGCGAACUGGCAAUGAGAUACGAGGCUUCUUAUCAAGAUGGGGUUAACCACGAUGAAGGAAGAGAUGAGAAAAUGAGCUAUGGCAAGGAGAUGAAGCGUUUCGCCAAUUAUCAAGGUGGCCUCAUACCUAGAGCAAGAUCAACGGUAACCUUAGUUGAUGCUAUUAAUGCAACUGGUAUUGAUAUAAUAUUUACAAUUUAUUGGGAAACACCUAUAAAAGAUAUCAGAAUUUUGACUCAGAAAGAACAAGCCUGUAUACAUAAGAAGCUUGUUAUGGAACAGGCAGCUAAUAAACUAAACAGCUUGGAAUUAGAAGUUGCUGAAGAGCGUGCCGAAAGGGCUUGUAUUGCUAGGCCUGAGGAUGAGCUUGAAGUAGAAGGUGACAGAAUGGACGCAGAGGACACAAUUAAAGGCAGUGAUGGAAUGCUAACAAUUCAUAGGUUGAGGUUGGUUUGCUCUUGCAAUCGGUUAAGUAGCUCUGAGAAAUGCAGCGAACCAAUGCCGUUGGCAGAACAGGGCUACCCAGCGAGGGCUAGUCACACAUACUUCUUCGGAAAGCAUGCACAUCCUGCAUUGCAGAAUAACUUCUUAUCAAGAUAGGAACUUGCUAGUCGAACUCUUUAUUUUCAUUUUAAAAAAAAAAAUAUUUUAAUAAUCUUUAUCACUUCUGUUUCCUAUCUAAAGUUAUUUGUACGCUUCUGACAUGUUUAAUCUCUGGUAUUUUAACUCCUAUAUUAUUAAAUUAUAUAUAUAUACAUUUUAAAUAUAAUAAAUAUACAAGUAUAAAUAAGAGGGUUGAAAUACCAGAUUAAUUGAUAUGUAUAUUGUAAUUCAGGGGUCCCCAACCUUUUCUCACCAGCGGGCACAUUUAUAGGUAAUGUCUUAGUUGGCAGGCACUGUGUUUUUAAUUAAUGUGAAUUGCAGAUAGGUUACUGUUUAUAAUAUUUAAAAAGAAAAUGUAAAGUUAGUCAAUAAAAAGAAGUAUAUACGUAUCGUGUAUAGAAAUACAUUUCUAUACAAAACGUGAAAAACAUCAAGUUUAAUUAAUCUUUUUAAUUGUAUAAAGGUUUCUUAUAAAAGAUUAACACAUUUUGAAAUUAUAAUUAGAAACAGUAUGAGUUAUAAUCAGGUAUAAAAUAAGUUUAAUGCAGUGUUACCAACAGCGUCAUUAAUUUUUUUUUUUCUCCCAAAGAAAGAGAUCAAACAAAACAAUAAUGAUGAUAUUAUAUCAAUAAAUUAAUUAUUAUUUUCAAAUAAAUAAAUAUUCCAUAUUUCAUUAAAAGCUUGUCGAUCUGCAACAGGCAACAGCAAAACUGUUGCCAGGGUAAUCGCUGAUGAAGGUUAUGUUAGAGAUGGGCAGGCACAAGUUUGUUCAUGGGCACUGUGGGGGCCCGCGAGCUCUAGAUUGGGGACCCCUGUUGUAAUUGUUCGUUGACUCAACAACUUGUAUCUAUUUCAAGGCCUCUAUUGUUAUAUUUCACUAUUCGUAUUUAUGUAUAUGUUCAAUAUAUUUUAAUUUGGUUGCUAAAAAAAGUAUUGAACUAAAAAUAUAUUAAGCAUAAUUUUUUAAGUAGUUGUUAGAAUUUUGAAUUAUCUUCUUCCUGCAAAAAAAAGUACAGAAAUAUUUCAUUUCUAUCGAUGAACAUGCUUUAUCUUAAAUUUGUAUUUAUAGUUGUUGAGUGAUGAACAUCCUCUAAAUCCUGAUUUAAAUACUUUCUGAUAUUAUCAAAUUCUUCAUUAGGUUUUAUAUCUAUAUAUAUUUUUAUUUAUUUAUUUUUUUAUGGAACUAUCCAUUACAUUAGUAAUCUCCCCUCCUCCUUCACCUUCGCACAACAUUUUGUUCAUUCUUGUACUAACAAGUAGACUUGACCAAAAUUUAUUUGAAAUAAUAUUUCUGAGAUAAAUCAUUCAAUGACCUCAUCAUAUUAUUUUUGAAAUAAUUUAUUUCAUCAUUUUACUUUAAUCUUGUUUAUUGAAUUAUUAUUUAAAUGGACUAUUUCAUAUUGAUGAAUUUAUUAUUAAAUCAGGUCAUUUUUUUCUUAAUUUAUACUUUUAACAAGAAAUUGACCUAAAUUCAUUACAAGUCUGUCAAGAGACCUCAUGAGGCUAAAGUUGACCCAAUUUUAUCUGUCGGCAAAAUUACUCUAGUCAAAAUUUAUAAAUAUACAAAAAUAAUUUUAAAGAACAAAAUCCAUGUAGUGUCACGAAUGUGAGUUCAAAAGAAACCAAAGAUAACAAUUUAAAAAAAUUAUUUUUUAAUUUUUAAUUUUAUUAUUUUUUAAUAAUAAUUUUAAUUUUAAGUAAUUGAUCCAAUACUGUAUUAGAAAAAGUGAUAAUUAGGAAAAUAACAAUUAAACAAUUUUCUUGUUUAACAAAAUUUUUAUUUAUUAAAGAUAAUUAACACUUUUCUACAACAAUCUAACCAUCUUCUUCCAAAAAUUAUAUAGUAUUUUUCCUUUUUAACUUUAAAGAAUUAUAUAUGUAUAAAUAAAUAAAAUAUAAUAAAUAUCUCACAUUUUCUUUUAAUUCUUUUAUCCUUUCCCAUUAAACAAAUAUUUGAAUGGCCUCAUAUCAGAGGAGGUCUGUCACCAAGAUAAAAAUUGAGUUAGAAGUUGAUUCUUAUAGCAUUUUUCUCAAUCUUUUAAAUGCUAGAAUCAGUUUCUAUAAAAAAAUACAUAUUUAUGUUAAAUUUAGCUAUAAAUUAUAGCUUCUUUUCAAAAUCAGACUCCUGUAGUGUAAUUUUGUUUCAAAAGUGGACAUUCAUCAAACAGCCAAUGAGAUAGAUGGAUUCUGGUCAGGUGAUUCAAUUUUUAGUAAUGGCUACCUAUAAUUUCCAGGUAGUACACUAAUUAUUAUUUUUAAUUUGUUGCAUUACAUCCCAUGAAGGAUCUUGAGUUCAGUACUGUGUAAGAAAGUACUGUUUCUUGGCUGACAGUUGUGCAAGGAGUUUAAUUGACAGAGAUCACGCUUAACCGCCAGAUUUUCCCCCUUAAUUAAUUAAGAGGCUGAGUGUGCCCCAGGAAGGUCUUCUGGCUCCAGGGUCGAUCCAUGGCCGACUGAACAGAAUAAAUAAUAUAUCUGCCAUCAGCCGGAUUCGAAGCUGGGACCUCAAACAUAGGAAGUAAGCUACCCGACUCCCAUUAUUUUUAAUUACAAUAUUUCAAAUACAGUCUUUAAAUUGUUAAUAGAAAAUUACAAAAUAGUGCAGUUAUAUUCUUUUAUGUAGGACAGAACUUAAGGAACCUUCACAAUUUGAUAAGACAGUGACAUAACAAUUUUAUGUGAACAUGAUUGUCAAUAGUCGGUUUCUUUUGGAAUUCCUGGAUACAAUCACUUUGAUGUACUUCUAAAAGAGGCUGCAGAUGGUCCGGACGAUUUCAUAAUCCCAAGUGCUGAGCAAGACCCACAGACAUGUGAGGAUGUUCUUGAAGCAGUGAACAGGGUAAACAACUAUAAAGCUCCAGGAGAGGAUGGAAUUCCAGAGAGCCCUCUACAAAAUCAUCCUCACUGGACUGAAGAGAAAAUGCUGGAUCCGUGGAAGAAGGAAAUAAUUUAUCCACUGCACAAGAAGUGUAAUAUCCUAGACUGCUCCAAUUACCGUGAGAUCUCAUUUCUUCAGUGUGCUUAUAAGAUCCUCUCAAACAUUAUCUACUGCAAACUCCUCCAGUUUGCUGAAAGAGAGAUUGUUAAGUAUCAGGCGAGGUUCAGAGGAGGAAGAUCUACAGUUGACCAGAUGUUUAGCCUCCGUAUGAUGCUGGAAAAGUUUCAAGAGUACAGGAUGAUGACCUACCACCUGCAUACAACAGCAUCAAGAGACCUCAACUGUAUGCAGCCCUGUGUGACCUUGGAGUUCCCCAGAAGCUUGUCCGCCUCAUCAAGAUGACUAUGGAUGAUGCUUCGUGUACUUACGUACUUAUCAGGCACUACGACCCUUGAAGUCGAGUCUUAGAUUAAUGGAAAUACUGGGAUGUGCUAACGAUCUAGAUCUGAUGGCAUGAGUCUCUUAAAAGUGCAUUUUUUAAGGUUGGCUGAAGCUUUGGGAAUGAGUGUAAACCAGGAAAAGACAAUGUAAAUGCGAGCAGGACCUGAAAAAGAGUCCACAGUACGAGUACCAGUGGUUAUGGGCCCAUUUACGUUCCACAAUAUAGACCAGUUUACCUAUCUGGGAGCUAUUGUAAGCUGUGGAAAGAGAAUAUCCCUGAAGGCCAACCAGCGAAUAACAUGGGCAAACAGGUGCUAUUUUGGCCUCAGCAAACGCCUUAGAAGCUCUCCUGUCAUACAAAAUGCCUCUUACAUAAGACCCUCAUUAGGCCUGAUCUCACAUAUGGAUCGGAAAGCUGGAUCCUCUCUAGCAAAGAAGAAAAAGAAAAAGAUGUUGAGGUGCAUCAAGCUUGGGCGACUACGUUGGGCUGGCCAUGUGGCCAGACUGUCGUCAGAAGAGGAAGUCUCAAGGAAGUUGCUUGAGGGGAAGUUCUGCAGGACAAGAGGGAAAGCCAGACCACGUCUAAGAUGGGAGGACGCCAUCAUCCGGGAUGCCAUAGUAGUAUUGCAUACUCGCAACUGGUGAGCCAUAGUUAGUUAGUUCUGGAUGCAAUUGAUGUGAUCAUGUGGCCUUCCAUCUGAA